This is a messenger RNA of Plodia interpunctella (Indianmeal moth), 2188 nucleotides long. RefSeq lists its product as uncharacterized. The transcript has 2 exons. Lineage: Eukaryota; Metazoa; Arthropoda; Insecta; Lepidoptera; Pyralidae. The record is from RefSeq and is a predicted model, not a curated record. The coding region runs from base 217 to 2148 and encodes 643 amino acids. Gene Ontology annotation, cellular component: nucleus; MLL1 complex.
GCGCGGCGCAUUGAGUUCUAGCCACAGAUUACUAAUUAGUUACCUCUAGCGCGGUGAGCAUUUGCUUUCAAGCAAUGUGCCUACCUACCUAAUUUAAUUUGAAAUAAAAAGUUUUGUCCAAGUCAAAGUUGUAGGUACCUACGUGAUAAUUAAUACUCAGUUUGGGAAGGAAGUGUUUGUCGAAAUUUGUUAUUUUGAAUACAUACAUAACCUAAAAUGCCCAAGACAGGAGCCACUAGGCAUCAAAAGUUUCUAAAAUCAGAAAGAAGCAAAAUAAAGUUGAAGUCCAAAAAAGAUUUACCGAAGGGUACAAAUGUCACAAAAACAAAUUUCAAGGUUAAGAAAAUCAUAAUCAAAGAACAGUUGAAAAAGCAUGGCCUAUCUGAAGCUUUAUCUACCAGAAAACUUAAUAUCAAAGAACUUCUUUCUCGUCUUAACCAUUUUAACACCAAUUCUCGGACUGAUGCUUUGGAUGGAUUAAAGGAGUUGGUAACUGCACAUCCAGAAGUACUUGAUCAAAAUCUUGGUCAGCUUAUAUUAGGAGUAACCCCACUGGUUUUAAAUAUUGAAAAAGUGGUCAGACAUGAAUCUUUGAAAGUUCUUCAUACAAUAUUGUCCAAUAUUAACAUGGAGAAAAUAGAGCCAUUCUUUGAUAUUAUGUCAACAUACCUCAGAAGUGCUAUGACCCAUAUAGAUAACAGGAUACAGGAAGAUUCAUUAUUGUUCCUAGACUUACUACUUCAGUGUACAUCACAGAAAGUAGCCGAAGACUUCCACAAAAUCUUACCAAAUUUCCUAGAUAUGAUAUCAAAAUUACGAGUAGAUUCCAAGCCUGGAAGAACAUUGACUGUCAAUUUGGGAAGCCAGAUUACAAGUGUCAAGUGGAGAGUAAAAGUCUUACAUCGUUUGAAAGAUUACCUACAAAAAUUUAUAGACCAUAAUGAGAUUGGAAACAAAGUAACUCAAAUAGAUACUAUCAAAACCUUUGAUGAAAGCAAGCAUAAUAUUUUUUCUCUAUUCAAACCCAAUUAUACAUCUGUUUGCUAUAUUUCUUCCUUUUCAGCAAAACAUUCUCAAGAUGUUCUUAUUGUUGAUGAAGCAGAGAAGUUCAAAGAAUAUAUUGACACACUAAUACCUCUACUCUUUGAAACUUGGUUAGAAGUUUGUCCAAAAGCAAAUUCGGAAAAAAAUAUAGAAACAGUGAUCAGUGAAGAUGCUGCUUCUUUAUUAAAACACACUUUGAAUGUGUUCUCAUUGAUUUUUAAACUUGUGCUAUAUCAAAAUAAGAAAAAUCCCAGUUCCAAAUUUGAGAAUUACUUUAUCCAAAAGUAUAAGUCACAAUUUAACCAAAGUUUUAUGGAGGCAUUUCCUUAUGUAACAAAUUUGAGAUCUAAACAAAAGAAAGUUAAUAAUCUGCCAUUUGAAGAUGAAGUUAUUGAUCCAAAACUAGUAGCGCAGAAUCUGGAAAUUAGCUAUUUAUUUAUUGUACUAAAUCCAAAUAUUCAUUUAAAAAACCAAAAUAGUGAAAUUUGUGCAACACUUAAUUAUAUUGAAAAGACUUUUUGUCAAAGAUCUAAUGAUUCAGUACAGAAUUAUGUUAUUAUGAUUUUAGAAACAAUAUUUACCCAAGAUAAUGGCUGGACUAAAAAUUCAUCUAUUUUAGAAGUAAUGUUCUGUAAAUUGAUAGAAACUUACUUUAAUCAAAACAUAUCUAAUAAUUUCAAACAGAAAAUUUUCACUUUGCUAUGCAAAAUAGCUUUAAAUGAAAAAUUGAGUCAUUUUCAUUCCUGUAAUUCCUUUGAAACAUGGUUGAAAAACUUACCCGACAUUUUAUUGGACGAAUCUAUAACUGUCCAGACAAUUGACAUUAUUCAUUUGUUUUCAAUACGCAAUAAUAAAAUAUUUAAUGCAGUCAUCAAGUCCAAUUUGGUUAAAGUUAUUGAGAAUUUGCCUUCGAUUAAGGUAUCUGAUUACAAUAGUGAUACCACUAGCUACCACAAACUGUUUUCGAUACUGUAUUGGAUUAGAUGUUGGGACGAUGUGUCACUUACUUUACUAGAAAAACAAUUGCUAGAUAAUAAGUACAAAAGUGACUAUGGCAAAUAUAUUUUCGACACUUUAAGAUUAAGAACAGGUGGUAUUCUGUAGUUGUAUUGUUUAUGCAAAUAAAAGUAAUGUUUUAUUCAAA